AAGCGAACAUUCAAAGCGCGCAGAACUCAGAGAAACGCAAAAAACGUUAUAACAAGAAAAAAAAAACCGAAAAGACUCAAAAUUUCAAAUUCGCAAAACGAGAUUGAUUCAGUGACAAGUGCAGUACAGACAAUAAAAUGAUCCCCAAGAGCAUAGCCCACCUGCUGGGACUGGCAGUGAUCAUGUUAAUGAUGUGGAAGCCCACACCCACGGAAAGCUACGCCGUGGGACAAUCGAAGUACGGGCGGAUCGAGAAGUUCCCCUACCAGGUGAUGCUCAUCGGAAAGCAGCUGUGGCGCAAACGGAUUCUGUGCGGCGGCACUCUGCUGGACAGACGUUGGAUCCUCACAGCUGGACACUGCACCAUGAGCGUGACCCACUACGAUGUGUAUCUGGGCACCAAGAGCGUGGAGGAUACGGAGCAGUCGGGCGGACUGGUGUUGCGCUCCAACAAGUUCAUCGUGCACGAGCGUUUCAAUCCGGAGACGGCGGCCAAUGACAUUGCCCUGGUCAAGCUGCCCCAGGAUGUGGGAUUCACGACGCGAAUUCAGCCCGCCGCGCUGCCAAUCAGAUAUCGACAUGACCAGUUCGCGGGCAUGAGCGUGGUGGCCAGCGGCUGGGGCGCCAUGGUGGAGAUGACCAACUCGGACUCGAUGCAGUACACCGAGCUGAAGGUGAUCUCGAAUGCGGAGUGCGCCCAGGAGUACGAUGUGGUCACGGCGGGAGUGAUCUGUGCCAAGGGCCUGAAGGAUGAGACAGUGUGCACCGGUGACUCCGGCGGUCCACUCGUUCUCAAGGACACUCAAAUAGUGGUGGGCAUAACCAGUUUCGGGCCAGCCGAUGGUUGUGAGACCAAUAUACCCGGAGGAUUCACCCGCGUCACGCACUAUCUGGACUGGAUCGAGAGCAAGAUUGGUGGCCACGGCCAAGCACAUCAGCAGUACCUGCGACCCCAGCAGCAACAUCACCAUCCCCAUCAGUACAGUGAUAACAAUCUCAUUUAGGAUGCCUCAUUUUGCGGAUGGAACAUCCCAACAACCACUGACUGAAACCUUAUAGCUUUAUGUUUUUUAAAGGAAUUCCCCAAUCUUGUGAUAUCGUAGCUCUCAUUGAAAUCUGCACAUUGUGCAUAGCUUUAACCAUUUAAA
Molecule: messenger RNA, 1148 nt
Organism: Drosophila sechellia
Lineage: Eukaryota; Metazoa; Arthropoda; Insecta; Diptera; Drosophilidae
Product: collagenase
Exons: 1
Coding region: 138-1004 (288 amino acids)
Biological process (GO): proteolysis
Molecular function (GO): serine-type endopeptidase activity
Source: RefSeq, a predicted model, not a curated record